This is a messenger RNA of Mesitornis unicolor (brown roatelo), 826 nucleotides long. It is a transcript of the gene TBXAS1, whose product is annotated as thromboxane A synthase 1 (platelet). The record is from RefSeq and is a predicted model, not a curated record. The annotation marks the transcript as partial. The transcript has 5 exons. Gene Ontology annotation, molecular function: monooxygenase activity; iron ion binding; thromboxane-A synthase activity. NCBI's taxonomy places the organism in Eukaryota, Metazoa, Chordata, Aves, Mesitornithiformes, Mesitornithidae.
GUGUUACAAUUGCUUUACCUUGGACGUUGUUGGUAGUGUAGCUUUUGGUACUGAGGUGGACUCUCAGAAGAAUCCCAAUGACCCCUUUGUUAAGAAUUGCAGAACAUUCUUUGAAAUGUCUUUGUUUAAGCCACUUCUCAUUCUGAUCCUUUCUUUCCCAUUCAUAAUGAUCCCAUUGCUCCGGAUUUUGCCAAACAAGAAACAAAAGGAACUGAAUGGAUUUUUUAUCCAAACCAUAAAAAAUGCAAUUGUCUUCAGAGACCAGCAAGAUGCAGCUGAGAGGCGCAGGGAUUUUCUUCAGUGGAUACUCGACUCCCGCGACUCAGCUGACUCCCUGGCAACUGGGAGUUUUGAUGUGAUCAGUCCAUCUGCUGCUUCCAGACAGAAGGAAGCACCUCAUGCUGGCAGGGCCCCAUCCGAAAAGGUUCAGAAAGCAUUGACAGAGGAUGAGAUAGCAGGCCAAGCUUUCCUGUUCCUGAUCGCUGGGUAUGAGACCACCACCAGCACGCUGUCCUUUGCCACAUACUUGCUAGCCACCAACCCAGAGUGCCAAAAGAAAUUGCUUCAAGAAGUUGAUGAGUUCUCAGCAAAACACAUGGUCCUUGAUUCCCAAAAUGUACAAGAACUCCCGUAUCUGGACAUGGUGAUUGCAGAGACAUUGCGCAUGUACCCACCUGCAUUCAGGUUCACUCGGGAAGCAGCUAAGGACUGCAUGGUGCUGGGGCAGUGUAUUCCAGUUGGGGCUGUCAUUGAAAUUGCGGUUGGGCACCUCCACCACAACCCUGAGUUCUGGCCAGAGCCUGAGAAGUUCAUUCCUGAGAGGUAG